AAAAGCACUUUGUUAAAGAAAUUGUUCAAAGAUUAUGAGAACGUCUUCGGCUUCAGCGUCUCCCAUACCACAAGGCAGCCGAGACCUGGAGAAGUGAAUGGCAAAGAUUAUCACUUUGUGACCAGAGAGGAAAUGCAGAAAGAAAUUGAUGCUGGUGAAUUUAUCGAGCACGCGGAGUUCUCCGGGAAUAUGUACGGCACAAGUAAAGGGGCCGUGCAGGCCGUGCAGGCCCAGAACCAGAUCUGUGUCCUCGAUGUCGACAUCCAGGGCGUGAAGAACAUCAAGAAGACGGAGCUGAGGCCCAUCUACAUCUCGGUGCAGCCGCCGUCCAUCGAGAUCCUGGAGAAACGACUACGGGACCGAAAGACUGAGACAGAGGAGAGUUUACAGAAGCGUUUGACUGCUGCCCGCGUGGACCUGGAGCUCAGUAAAGAGCCUGGGCUGUUCGACCUGGUCAUCAUUAAUGAUGAUUUAGAAAAGGCCUAUUCUGAAUUGAAGGAGGUGCUGCUGGAGGAAAUCAAGAAGACCGAAGAAUCCAGGAAGUCCUGAGCUGGCCCUGCUUGGGCGUUUCAAUUUUGCACAUCAUUCCCGAAGCACGUCGCAGCGUUUUAUUCCAAAAGACAUUCCCUUUAGGCUGCUCCUACCCCCAACUUACCCUAGGAUGUUUAUAUUAAAAGCAAGGAAAAGGAAA
Messenger RNA from Taeniopygia guttata (zebra finch), 691 nucleotides. RefSeq names its product guanylate kinase protein-like. The record is from RefSeq and is marked validated. Lineage: Eukaryota; Metazoa; Chordata; Aves; Passeriformes; Estrildidae.